This is a messenger RNA of Hippocampus comes (tiger tail seahorse), 2377 nucleotides long. RefSeq names its product solute carrier family 47 member 3 (gene slc47a3). Gene Ontology annotation, molecular function: antiporter activity; xenobiotic transmembrane transporter activity. Lineage: Eukaryota; Metazoa; Chordata; Actinopteri; Syngnathiformes; Syngnathidae. The coding region runs from base 384 to 2030 and encodes 548 amino acids. Gene Ontology annotation, cellular component: membrane. The record is from RefSeq and is a predicted model, not a curated record. The transcript is spliced from 18 exons. Gene Ontology annotation, biological process: xenobiotic detoxification by transmembrane export across the plasma membrane.
ACCAGAUGAAAUAUGGCAGCACAAAUGCAAUGGGUAUUGGGAAAAACACAUACAAUGGCUCCAUCUCCUGGCAAAAUGAUGACAGUACACAUGUCUCAAUAGGGAAGUUGCGAACCAGCUGGAAUCUGUUGUUGGAAACACAUGGCAGACCAUAUUAGGGCUCUCGUCGGAGUUCGCUGAAUAUAUGAGCUUAUUUUCCCUGUAUAUUGGUUCAUUUUGUUUUCUGAAUAUCCAUGCAUCGCCAACUUGGAUAGCUAGUUAGUCCCCCCCAGUGCCCCGUGGACGGCUUGCAAAACGUUUCUGGUUUUUUUUCCAUCUUUGUAGUAUCACUGACCGAUAACUCUUGGCUGGAGAAAACAAGUAGAAGAUCUUUUGAGUGACGAAUGAUGGAAAGCUAUUUCUCGCCGUCCUUUUCUUGGAUAGGUGCUUGUUUUCUCCGGAGAAUACGCCAGUUAAUUCCCGCCGGCUUCAAGGAUGAACUAAAAAACCUGUCAAUGUUGGCUUUGCCUGCGAGUCUGACACAGCUCCUGGUGAUGACUGUGGGUUGUGUCAGCGCUGCUUUCUGCGGUCAUUUGGGAAGGGUGGAGCUGGAUGCAGUAGCUCUGGCCACAGCCAUUGUGAAUGUCACAGGCAUAUCUGUCGGUGUCGGGCUGUCAUCAGCGUGUGAUACUUUGAUUUCUCAGACGUACGGUGCCCACAAUCUCCUGAGAGUCGGGGUGAUCCUGCAGAGGGCAAUCAUCGUCCUCAUCUUGACGUGUUUCCCAUGCUGGGCCCUGCUCAUCAACACAGAGUCCAUUCUGCUGCUUUUGGGACAAGAACCGGAGGUUGCCAGGUUGUCUCAGCUGUACGUGAAGAUCUUCAUGCCCGCACUUCCUGCUUCAUUCAUGUAUGAUCUGCAGUCGAGAUACUUGCAAAACCAGGGGAUCAUCUGGCCACAAGUGAUCACUGGCUUUGUGGCCAAUCUCAUCAACGCCCUCAUGAACUACAUCGUUCUCUUUGCAUUCAACAUGGGAGUUGUAGGUUCUGCUCUUGCCAACAAUGUGUCGCGGUUUUCCAUGGCUGGCAUUCUCUACGCUUACAUCUUGUGGAAAGGUCUUCACAAGGUCACGUGGGGAGGCUGGUCCAAAGAUUGUCUGGAGGACUGGGGCUCCUUCUUCUAUUUGGCUCUUCCCAGCAUGGUCAUGAUGUGCGCGGAGUGGUGGACCUUUGAGAUUGCCAUCUUUCUAGCAGGUCUCAUAAGUGAGGUAGAACUCGGAGCUCAGUCCAUCAUCUACGAACUCACAAACUGUGCUUACAUGUUUCCUUUGGGUUUCAGCGUGGCAGGAUGUGUUAGAGUGGGACACACUCUGGGAGCUGGAAAGUCCCACCUGGCCAAGUUGUCUACAAAACUGACGAUAUUCUGCGCAGCAUCAGUCUCCGUAUGCUUGGUGGUCAUCAUCGGCAGCUUUAGGCAUCACAUUGCCUCACUCUUCACGUCCGACGAACAAAUACAGCUCAAGGUUGCUGAGGUUAUGACGCUCUGCGUUCCGUUCAUGCUGAUGGAUUCGAUUGCAGUGGCCGGAGGAGGGAUUAUCAGAGGCAUGGGGAAGCAGAAAGUCGGAGCCCUCUGCACCAUUCUAGGUUAUUAUGGGGUGUGUCUACCUGUCGGAGUGCCACUGAUGUUUUCAGCCAAAUUAGGAAUCAAGGGUCUGUGGACAGGUUUCUGUUCCUGUAUGUUUCUGCAGAACUGCAUCCUGGUUGUCUACUUGGCAAGGAUAAACUGGGAGCAAGUUACACUUGAGGCUCAGAUGAGAGCUGGUGUUAGCAGGAGUUCAGUAGACCCACAGCAUCAAAGCGAAGCGCUCGAGCUGUUGGCCCCCGAGGAUAAAGAAGAGGAGGAGGAGGUGGCAGAGGUGAUGAACGCUGCAGGCCAAAGGAACUUAAUCCUGCGUCGAGGCCUUCUUGUAUCUCUCAUGAUCUUUAUUCUGGCUGUGGGGAUUGUUGUCAACCAGCUGUUGACCAACCACCUGCUCACAAGGGCCCAUGAGUGAGGUGUGGAUAAUAAAAGAUGUAUAAAUGAUGCAACAGGAGUGCCAGGUCAGAUGAGGUGAACGCCCAGGAAUAGGUAAUUUUGAAUUUGGAAACGAUUUAAAUUGUUAUUUUCAAAUUCGAACACGAGAACCGCCCCAAACCCAAUUUAAAGUUUGGCCACAGUCCACACAAUUUCAAUGCAUAUGAUAUAGAUUAAUAUGCCACAAAGGCAUAUGAUGAUUUGUUACGCUAUGAAUGAUACAAAAGUGAUAUCAGUCUUCUAAUAUGGAUUGCAACCAUAUUCACAUGACGCUUGACAAUGCAUUAUGAUGGCUUGAUUAAUGUAAGUGAUGCUUUACUAUAAAUG